AUGUUAUUGGUAGAUAAAAGACUUCAAAACCUGCAGAUCUACAAACUUCUCCAGUGUGUUCACCAGAAAGACAAGAAGCAAAUAGAAAAGCUGAUCAAGCUUGGCAUUCCAGGUCUCAUUAGUUUCACAGAGCCUGUGGAUGGAUACAGUGCCCUUCACUUGGCCUGCAUUAAAAAUGACAUGGACAUGUGCAGCUUCCUGCUAGAACACGGAGCUCAUCCAGAUGUCCAAGACAAAAUGGGAUGUACUCCAGCGAUGAAGGCAGCUGAGCUAGGACAUGACUUGGUUUUGGACUUACUAGUAAAAGCUCAAGCAGACAUGACUGUUGUUGAUAAUGAAGGAAGAAGUAUUCUGUUUUACAGCAUUUCACCUACAAGGCGGCACUGCCGCUGCACGCGGAUUGCCUUAGAAUAUGGUGCAGAUGUUAACAACAGCACUACUGAGGGGAAGCCUGUAUUUCUACAAGCCUGUGAGCAAGCCCAGGGGAUUAAAGAAAUAUGCCUGAAUUUUUUGGAAAGAGGAGCAGAUCCCAAUGCAGUAAACCCAGCUACAGGUCGCACAGCCUUAAUGGAAGCAGCAAGAGAAGGUGUUCUGGAGGUGGUGCGUGGUAUACUUGAGAGAGGAGGAGAUGUUAAUGUAUUUGACCUUGAAAGACACAGUGCUGCACACUUUGCAGCCAAAGGAGGCUUUUUUGAGAUUCUGAGGGUACUUUCAGCUUAUAAUGGAGACGUGGGUCUGAUUGCUAUGAAUGGGAACACACCACUUCAUUAUGCUGCGGAGGGAGGGUUUGCAGAUUGCUGCAAGUUUAUAGGACAAAGAGGCUGUGACCCUACAUGGAAGAACUUAUUAACAAAGACCCCAAGACUAAUUGCCAAGGAAGGUGGUUUUAAAGCAGCAACAAAAGAACUGCGUAAAAUUGAAAAAAUCUUUGCUAAACGUUCUAAGCCUGAAGCGAAGGAUGACAAUCCCUGCUGGGCAUUGAAGUUAUAUGACUGGUCCUUGGAACAUCAGGCUGCCCUCCGUGAGGCGUUUGAGGUAGUCAACCAGGGAGAUGGAACAGUAGCUAAAGAUGAUUUUAUAUCAGUUAUUCAGGAACGGUGUGCCUUUGUAGAUGCUGAACAAAUAGAAACCAUUGCCGAAAAGCAUGAAAUAUCUCUCGCUGCAGGAAUCAACAUUGAAGAAUUUUUUAAAGGCUCAAAAUACUUGCAAAAAGCCUAUCUCAUAACAUCUUUUGGACCCAAAAAGAAGAAAGGGAAGAAAGUAAAGGGCAAGAAAGGUGUCACAGUCCCAGUGCCGAUAUGCAUCAUUCCAGAGAGCACGUGUCCACGUAGAGAAGAUGGCUACCCUGUGUACAUGAUUGAGGCUUUUCAGAGCAUUGCAGAUAGCAACCGUUUUAACCGAUAUCACCCAUCUGCCCAUCCUGUGCAUGAUGACCGUGCAUGGUAUAUAGAUGAACCAAGGAAAAUGUACAUGAAUAUUAACGACCUUGUCAGAGCAGGAGACAUUCUGUCUCUCAAGAAAGCAUUUGAGGAGGGCGUGCCCGUAGAUGUAAGAGAUAAAUAUUACAAAACACCUUUAACGGCAGCAUGUGCGAGUGGGAACAUAGGUAUUGUGAAGUAUCUUCUGGAAAAGGGGGCUGAUGUAAAUGCAAUGGACAAUUUCAUGUGGACUCCUCUCCAUCAUGCAUGCCACGCAGGACAACUAGAUAUUGCUGAACUGAUAGUGAAGGCUGGAGGAGCAGUGGAUGCACUUGCAACUGGCAAUUCAACCCCGCUAAUGAGAGCCAUUGAGAUCUGUAGAUUGGAUAUAGUGCAGUUUUUAAUCGAUGCAGGUGCUAAUGUCCAACUGACAAACAGAAAUGGAGAAAGUGUUGUUGAUAUUGCAAAAGCAUUUGCAGAUUCUAGAAUAAUUGAUCUGCUUCAAAAUAAACUGGAUCAUUUGCCAAAAGUACCAGAAAAAAAGGCAGCAGAGAAAGGAAAGAAAGGGAAGAAGAUGGCCAAGCCAAAGUCACCUUCUAAACUGAAGCCUGUAGAGGUAGAAACUGUGAAAAAAGAGCCUUCACAGGAGUCUCUGCCAGUUGUGAAAAAAUCCAUUUUUGAAGAGGAGACACAAUCCUUUAAGGACAGUGUUAUUUAUCUGCAUUCUUUGAUAGCCAGUGGUGCUACUAAGAAAGUUGACAUCACGUUCAAACCCAGAAAAAUUUGGACUCCUGAAGACACAACAGAGGAGCCAAUAAGAAAGCGAGAAUUGCUCCAUGAGCGUUUGGCUUUUGAUGAGGACUCUGAAGACUUCAUGACACCCUUUAAGAGGAAUUUUAUGGAAAAAGCACGCCAGCUAGAAGAAGCUACUUCAACACAUGCUUCGGGGGUACAAAGAUCAAAAAGAGCUACUCCUUUAUAAGAAAGGAAUCAUGCAGCCCUUAGUAAAGGCAUUUCAAUUAUGAUAUAAAAUUGUAGCGGGCUUUUCCUCUGUGAAUUAUGUUACUAAACACAGUCUUUUGGUAAGGCCUUAGUCCUGAAAAAGAUUUAUCCUCUUGAGAUUCUGAAAUCUUGGUGCUGGCUCAGUGUACUUUAUGGAAUGCCUACUGCUGUGGCACAGAAAUCUUUUUUCUCCGUAAAGCUACAGCUUUAUGAGGCUAUUUUUGGUCCUAAGAUAAGACUCCUCCCUAGAAGAUGCGUUAUCCUCACCCUUUCUGCCAAAAGGGUAUUAAAAUAUAAAAAUAUGAACACACUAUUUCAGAAAUCCAGUAAGACACAGGUGUUCUUGAUUAUCCGCACCAGAGGCGAGAGAAGAAUAAGGUCUUAUUACUACCAGGACUACUGAUGUCCAGUGACCUGUUUUCAUAUUCUCAUACGCUUGCAAGAAUGCACAAACCUUUCUCCUCAUUCACUACUGGUGCAUUCCUUGACUGCACUGUUGAAGCAUAAUGAUUGCGCAGAACCUCUUGAAAAACACUCACACAUUCUCUGAAUGUCCAUUCAUGCAGUCAGAGCUACAUCCACAGCUAAUCCAAAUCAAUGCUUGCCCUCUGAAAGGAAUGAAGUCAAUGGAUGUCGUUCCUGACUAUAAAAGGAGAUCUUUAGGGGAAGGCAUUUGUGGUCUUGGGAAGUGAACCGAGCAGCCUGCCUUAAUUUGACAGGAAGAAAAGGAACCAGAAGUUCACUGUAGGAAGUAUGAAACGUUCCUCUAGAAUUCCACUGAGUCUACAAAACAGCUGACAACACAGAAGUGAGCUUGACAUAGAGCUUCAAAAAACGAAUAACAAGUAACAAGCUUUGGGCAGACAGAAGACUGAAAAUACUGGGAAUGUUUAGCUUAGAGGAAACAAGUGGGAAGGAAUGCCAUAAGCAAUAUUUAAAGAAGCAAAGAACGUAGAGAUGUGAAUUUAACAUUCAAUCUAUCCUUUCUUAGGAUAGGAGAACUUCACAUUAUUGAAGAACCGGGAAAGUAAUGCAAAAAGAUAUUAAAUAAUAUUAUGCAAUGCACAAGUAGCCUGUGGAACUCUGCCCGAUUAUCCUUGGAAACUUUUUUUUAAAAAAAAGAAAAAAGAUAUUUACGUAGAUUGUGAGAAGAAUCUAGUUAGCUCAUGCAGAAGGGAUAAAAUCCCUUGUGUUUCAGGACUCCAGCUAAUUACUACUUGCACACGAUAGAAGUAGUUUUCUAGCAGUACAGUUCACUGAUUGAUGUUUUGUGUCCCUUAGAGAAAAGGCACCAGCAUAGACAAAUACUGCAAGUUAAGUCAGUGUCCUAUAUGAUAAUACAUGCUCUUUAAAUUUAUUUUAUGCUAUAAGAUUAACAACUGUCUGGUUCACGAGUACAACUACCUCUGAAAAUUUGUUUUCAAGUUAUUAUCUUUUUUUUUUUUUAAUUGAAAGUCAAAGUCUGCAUAAUCUGAACUUCAAGCUGAAUUUUUUUUCCCCUCUGGUUUAUCACCACUCAUAGUAAGGAUUGUGCAGGCCAAGUGUUGCCAUCGUUGAUGUGCGACACAGCAUUUCCAUUUCUGGAUUUUCCUAGGCAUAAGAGCAGAAGUGCUCUUGAUGGAGGUGUCUUGGGGAAAGACUGCCCCCUUCACUUUCUUAAAGAAGGUGUCUGCAUGACACUGCAAGCAACUUUAAAGGCCCAAUGACUUUAAGUCAAGCUGCACGUAGAAGAAUACCUGCUAAAUACUGCAUCUAUACAAACGUGGAGUGGAGUGGAUAUGUCCAGUAAGAUACUAUUUGUAUUUCCAACUACCAUUACUGAACAUACUAUUUGGAAGACCGUGGUUGUGUAUCUUUAUUAGGAUGUUUUUCUCAAAGUAAACACCUUGUUGUAUUUUUAACAUUUUAAUGUUCCAGUAUAAAGACAGACUUUAAAGGCAAAUAGGAUACCAUUUCAAUAUAUUAGCUGUCUUAGUAUUAACAUCCGUGUAGUAUCUUCACCUGUUAGUGUCAUACUUCUGCUUGGCUGCAGAUGAUUGUAAAUAACAAAAAGUUUUAUUUACAACUGUUUCUUUCUCAUAUACAUUCUGCUCCUCUUCUAUGACUAGCUUUAACACUGUCUUUGAAAGUAGGAGACAUGGGGUCAAUUUGCUAAACAACAGCCAUUAAAAGAAGUCAAGCUGCACAGUCAGAGAGUCUUGACUCAUUUUGUAAGCAAAACUGUUUCAGGCAGAGCCAUGUUGUGGAGAUUAACCAGGAGAAUUCUCUACCGUGAGAGCCAGCUGCUCAGUUCUCCCCUGUGCAAGUACUGAGUAAGUGCUCCACACGUGGGUAAGUAGUGUUGUGUUAAAGGAAGGACCAUUUCAUGCUGACCAUGUUCCUCAUGGUAGCUGUAAGGAAAAGAAGUUGAAUGCAAAAGGAACAAGCUAAUCCUGCCAGCAGAAGGGCCUGCCUCACAUCAGCUUGGAUCAGUAGGAGUAGGAUUAAUCUUGUUGGCAAGUUGCCUUUGAAAAGGCUAUUGGGAAAGGAGAGCGUGGGGAAAACUAUUUUCUGUUCCCCUGGGAAAUGCUUAUGAACAUCAUCUUUGUGCCUUUUCAUCUUGGCCAGAGCAAGUCACAAACUCCCACAUAGCCUUCAUAUGUCCCACAAAGAAAAGGGGAGGAGAAAAAAGUUGUCCCUCAGUUGUGUCCAAACAGCUGAAUAGAGGAGAGCAGGGAGUGAAAAAGAGUGCUCCCUGGACCUGCGUUAUCCUUCUACAUAGCAGGCUGCCCAAGGCGGAGUUGUCCCAUGGGCUACUACCCCAUCUUUGAACAACAUCUAUGGGGAUGGAACCAAAGCAGAUAAGAUGGUUCCAGGUUUGGGAAGCAAUUUGGGGGGCUCUCCUUGUUGUGUUAGGUCCUAUAUCAAGAACAGCCCACACAUGUGAAUUUAGAGAUGCCUAAAGGCCUACAUCUUCAGUGUGCCAUUCAGAAGGUAGUGAGGUCCAGAAAACAAACAAACAAAAAAAAAAACCAGCCCAAGACAGACUGCUAUUUGAGGAAGAGUGAGAGAGUCAGUGUCCAUCUCUUCCAUUUUUCUCAGGCACAUUACAGUGUUAUGUCAGGUAUGUGAUAUGUCAGAUAUUUUUGAUAAAUUAUGAUCGAUUCCAUCAUCAAAAUGGAAUGGUACUGGAAUUGUUAGGAGGAAAAAAGGCCCUGCAAGGCAAAAAAACCCAACCAAACAAAAAGCAAAGCCAAAUUUACACUGGAAUAUUCCUCUGUAUACAGAGGAACACAGCCCUAAGAUGGUAGCUGAAUCACACUCAGGUGAACAGUGUGCCAGGGAAGAUAUCACAAGUGCAGUCAUGAGCCUGAUUCAGUCCUCAAGCCACCAGAUUUAAGCAGUGAUGGGAAGUGUCUUCAUAAAACAAACA
Molecule: messenger RNA, 5832 nt
Organism: Struthio camelus australis
Lineage: Eukaryota; Metazoa; Chordata; Aves; Struthioniformes; Struthionidae
Source: RefSeq, a predicted model, not a curated record